Xenopus tropicalis (tropical clawed frog) is the source of this 4745-nucleotide messenger RNA. Its product is annotated as serine/threonine-protein kinase N1-like. Gene Ontology annotation, molecular function: nucleotide binding; protein serine/threonine kinase activity; ATP binding. The coding region runs from base 824 to 1456 and encodes 210 amino acids. NCBI's taxonomy places the organism in Eukaryota, Metazoa, Chordata, Amphibia, Anura, Pipidae. The record is from RefSeq and is a predicted model, not a curated record. The transcript has 7 exons.
AAGAGCCAGAUAUCUGGAAAACCAAUUUCAAUUUAAAGGACCCCGUCGCUAGAUAAUAAUGACAUCUAUUGUAUUUUAAUUCUUGUAGAAUCUCCACGUCCUGCUGGGAAUGAAAAGGACCCUGGCUCUUCCCACAACAUCGGAGGGGCCAUUCCUUUUCAUGAGCCUGAGGGCUCCGAGCCAGCAGAGUCUAUGACCAGGGAUACAGCCAGCCCCACCAAUUUCAUCUGGCCUUCAUUUGUAAGUACAUUGUAUAAAUGUUACAUUUAUAUAUACCGUAUAUAUACACACACACACAAUUUUGUGACUAUAUGCUUAAUGUUCUUUUAUUUAACUUGCCAAUAUUAAGACCUCAUACAUGAUAUAUAUAAGUGUUGAGAUGACAUCCUGCUUAAUGUUGGUUUCUUAAUAUGCUUUAAUUCAGGAUGCCACGGUGGAGGUCCCUGGUAUAGUAAAUACUUCCGAGGCACUGGUGGUCAUUUCCGUGAGGGCUAAUUCCUAUGAACCACCAGCAUUGCCAGUUUUAUCGGGUAAGUAGGAUCAUGCACUGACUUCUUGAAGUUUAUGAUAGAGUUGAUCAUGCAGAUUUAUUAAAACACAGUCCAUCUAAUGUAUUGUUGAUCCCUAUAUCCGGCCACCUGGGCCAUCAACCUUAGGGUCUCCAUAACUGGGGAGAAUUUGACCUUGUACUACUAUAGCAUAUAACUGAUAUCUCUCUGUCCUAGUAUUCUUAGUGCAUUUACGUGGAUUAUAUGGGCAUUUAUAUUUGCUUUUAGUAAUGGGAUACAUAUAUAUUUAUAUAGGAGAGUAUUAACACUUUUUUAUGAAGUAUAGUUCUAAUAUUGUACUUAUAAUGAUGAUAAACUGUAUUAUAAUUUUGAGACUCUAUUGUUCCAUUUCUGCAUAUUCAGAAGAUCCUGAUUGUGAUGCUGGCAUGUCCAAUAACAACGGACUUAUAGUUCCCAAUCAGGAGCAAGAUUCUGAGCCAGAGAAGGACACCGAGGAUGAUAAUUCCACCUCUUCCAGUCCUCCAUUACCACUCUGCAGUCCUGACUUUGGCUCAGAUUUUGCCAAUCACAUACAGGGUGCUGAAGGACCAUCUAUCAGCCCUGUUGAGCCCAGAUCUCCCUCACUUGGAAAUUUCAACCUGGGCCCAGUGUUGGGAGAAGGAGCAUUUGGGAAGGUAUUCCUAGCCGAGCACAAAAACACCAAAGAACUAUGUGCUAUCAAGGCCCUGAAAAAAGAGGAGAUUUUGAAAAGGGGCAACUUGGACAGUGUCUUCAAAGAGAAGGAAAUCCUCCAGAGGGUGAGUUCUGCCGAACACCCGUUCCUAGUGUCAAUGCAUGGAACCUUCCAGACGGAGUCUCACCUAUUUUGUGUGAUGGAAUAUCUCCCUGGAGGUGACAUGUAUGAAAUUGUAACAUCCGUGGAACUGCAAGAACCUGAAGUCAUGUAAGUAGAAUGGGAAUGAGGGAAUAAGUUUCUCUAAGGGGCACUUUCAGUGAAGCAUCAUCUCAGCAUAUAUUUUUACAAUGUAACGUAAUACACACAAAGCUACACCUAUCAUACAGAUAACUGCCUUUCUUCUCACUAUGAUCACCUCAAUUCUCACACAUCAGCUUAUAUAUCAAUAAAGAAAAAAAAAUUCAAGUAACUGAAUUUUAUUUUUUCUCUAUUCAGGUUUUACACCGCAUGUGUCAUUCUUGGCCUGGAGGCAUUACACCACCUUGGCAUUGUCCAUAGAGAUAUAAAGCUUGAGAAUUUGCUGUUGGACCGGGAUGGCUACCUUAAGAUCGUAGACUUCGGCCUCAGCAAAGACAGUAAGUGUUGCUUAUAAUUCUGGGGCAUACAGCGGAUAAGAUCAGAUUAUUAGGUAUUGUUAUAUUUAGAUAUAGUGUUAUAUAUAAGUGGCAUAAACAGAUCUGAGUGGCUGUGUAGUUUGAAAGGAAGCAGUUAAGGAAAGUCCCUCAUUACUUUACAUUAGGGCCCCAGAUCUGCAGUUUCCUCACAGUGUUUCUUGUGUUUAAGAAUUUGGAUACAGCGACCGCACUAACACCAUGUGCGGCACAAAAGCUUACAUCGCCCCCGAGAUCUUCCUGAAACAUGGAUACGGCAUGGCCGUUGACUGGUGGGCCCUAGGAAUCACCACCUAUAUAAUGCUCAUGUGUGAGGUAAGCACAAUUCCUAUAUUAUCAACUUACAUUGGGGAAUCAUUGGGGUUCAUAUUGAAACAUAUCUCUUGGGAAUGUUGUUUCGCUAAAGAAAUAAUGAUUCACUUUUUCAGUUACCAUUCAACAACAAAGACCCGGUUGAGCUAAUGCAGAGCAUCGUUUACGACAACAUCGAGUUACCAGACUAUCUAUCAAAGGAUGUCUCUGCAUUUAUAAAAGAAGUAAGUUGGCCCCAGCAAAUUAGUAUAAUGUGCCAUUAGUCACUUUGUAUACUAAGGGCAUACAUGCUGUAUAGUUAUUAUUAUUACUACAAUGAUAUAACAUAUGGCCUUUAGUUUGUUUUAGUGGCAGUUACAGGCUUUCACUGAACUUUACAAUAUGUAUUAUUACCCCAGAGAGUCCCUUCUAUUCCAAAGGGUCAGGCUAUGAAUGUCAGGAGCAGCGGGUACUCAGUUUAGUAAAGGGGUAUUACUGAUAAUGGCUUGUCCCCUAAAUACAGAACUUAAUCUAUGGUUCAUAUAAGCAGUUAAUAAAUUAAAAAAUAUGAGCUUAAUUAGUCCGUUCAAGCAGAUCAGUUACAUAUGCAUAUGGUUACUUUCUAUAUGGGGUUGGAAAAUUGCUUGUCUUUCCUAGGUGGAUACUUUCCCAGUAGAAUAAUAAAAUAGACAUAAACAAUAAUGAUUUAACAACGUUUGUUUUUAUAUUUUGUAGCUUUUAGAAAAAGAUCCAGAAUAUCGCCUCGGUUCGGGUGAGGCUGGUGCAGAAAUGGUGAAACAGCACCCCUUCUUCAAAGUAGGUUUCUAUUCUAUUCCUUUCAAUUUACAAACAGAAAAGCACUAAUGAAUAUUGCCAUAGCCUCGUAAUGCAUUAUAAUUUCUUGUACCAGCAAUUCUAGUUUUUGGACCAGAUACUCAUCAUUAAAUAUUACCUUUUCAUUUAACUUUCAGGAUAUGGACUGGGACCAUCUAGUACACCGAAGAAUAAGGCCUCCAUUUGAACUGGACAACCAAGACCACCUGGAGAGCCAAGAGAACCCUGAAUGCCAAGCUCCGGCACUGACACCGCCUGCUGUAAGGAUUCCAUCAGAGCUGCAAGAGGCAUUCAGAGGAUUCUAAAUGAACAUCAAAUAAGUAGACGGAAUAGAUGGGGAGGGUGGAGGGCCAGUCCAUAUCUAUAGAAGAAGUCCAUUCAUGAAGAUCAGAGAUCUAGAAUAUCGAAGAUCCAGAAUACCUAGAAAGAUCCAGAACAUCGCCUUGGUUCGGAUGAGGCUGGUGCCGAAAUGGUGAAAGAGCACCUCUUCUUCAGAGUAGGUUUCUAUUCUAUUUGUUUUGAUUUACAGAAAAAAAAGCACUAAUGAAUAUUGCCAGAGCCUCAAAAUGCAUUAUAACUUUUUUUUCCAGCAAUUCUAGUUUUUCGACCAGAUACUUAUUAUGAAAUAUCACCUAUCUUUCAGGGUAUGGACUGGGACCAUCUAUUAAACCGAAGAAUAAGGCCUCCAUUUGAACUAGACAACCAAGACCACCUGGAGAGCCGCGAGAACCCUGAAUGCCAAGCUCCGGCACUGACACCGCCUGCUGUAAGGAUUCCAUCAGAGCUGCAAGAGGCAUUCAGAGGAUUCUCAAUGAACAUCAAAUAAGUAGACGGAAUGGGGAGGGUGGAGGGCCAGUCCAUAUCCAUAUAAGAAGUCUAUUCAUAUAAAGUGAUGAUCAGGUGACCCACCUUAAUAAGUUCUGACUGAGUAGGCUAAUGUAGGAAUAGUCUGCUCAUGGUUUGUAGCAUAUUCCAAAACUUCACCUGUAUAACAGGCAAGUAAGAUCUAGUAGGUGAGAAUCAAACUGUAUUUUUAUAGCAAAAGCUGACACUGUAACAUCCUGCCUGGUUUUAAACCAGCACCCUGCAGGUUAUUAUGCAGUCUUUUAUAACUCUGCUCUAUGUGAGCAGAUAACUAAGUGCUUGGUUCAGUUUGCCCCACAAUACAUUCUGUAAUUACUGACUUAUUCUCUACAUUCGACAUUUGGCACCCUUGCCUGCCCCAUGGGAGUCUCUGGAUUCUCAUAUGGUAAGGCCUGUUAGCACCCGAGCAGCUGAGAUUUAGGCCCAAAGCCAAAGGUGGCUGUUAUAGAAGAGCAGGCCAAGACUCCCUGUGGUUUGGGAUUCCCUUAAGUGACAUACAUGAAAUGAAACCUGGCACCAAGUUAGCAAACAAACCAAUAGUUGGCACUACCUCACAUUGUUUGUAUUUGCUUUCUGGUAAGGUUGCAGUUGCCACCUUGGGAGAUCCAGAGAAGAAGAUAUUGAAGAUAUUAAAGAUGGUUACCAUGUUUAUCCACCACAAGAUAUGAGACAGCGUGGCAACGGUCAAAGGAACUCUUAUUCUGUAAUGAAGACCAUGGAUCGUAUACUGAACAUUGUACCAAACACUCACUGGAGUCCGUGUGAAGAAAGAAGCCUGUACCCCACCUUCCUAGUGCCACCCACUUUUCCUACUCCAAUAGGCACUAUUUCAUAUAUAACUUGUUUGUUCUGCUCACAUUAUGUAUAUAAUUAUACAAAUAAAAAUAUUGCUUCUAAGAA